Molecule: messenger RNA, 1710 nt
Organism: Zeugodacus cucurbitae (melon fly)
Lineage: Eukaryota; Metazoa; Arthropoda; Insecta; Diptera; Tephritidae
Product: dihydrolipoyllysine-residue succinyltransferase component of 2-oxoglutarate dehydrogenase complex, mitochondrial
Exons: 7
Coding region: 154-1617 (487 amino acids)
Biological process (GO): tricarboxylic acid cycle
Cellular component (GO): oxoglutarate dehydrogenase complex
Molecular function (GO): dihydrolipoyllysine-residue succinyltransferase activity
Source: RefSeq, a predicted model, not a curated record
GAUGAUUUUCCAGUGCUAUGACAGCAGUGCAAAAUUGCUUUCGAUUGGUUCGUUCGCCGAGAAGUGUGCGGUGUAGUAAAUAACAAAAAAGUUUCGGUAAUCCGAAAUAUAAAAUAUUUAAAUUACAAAAUCUUUUGAAUUAAGCGCAUUGUAAUGUCGGGCUUAAUUUCGCUAACGAUACGGCGUAUGCCACGCGAUGCCCUCAAACUGGGAAUGCAGGCUGCACGUACCCAAGAGGUUAAAUCAGCAUGUGUAAUACGGCAAUUUUCGAAAUUGGCAGUGGUAACACAAACCCAGACCCUUACUGGAAGUGAAGCCCUACCGACCGUCGCAUACUCCUCGCCGCAACGAACAAUCGGUUGUUUUAAAACCCAAGGUUUUCACACCACUAGCAAUUUGUGGACCAUUGAGACGGUAAAAACCCCUCCUUUCCCUGAAUCCGUAGCUGAAGGAGAUGUCAAGUUUACUGUUAAAGUUGGAGAUUAUGUAGCCCAAGAUCAAGUUGUUAUGGAAGUUGAAACCGAUAAAACUGCAAUGCCUGUACCCGCGCCUUUCGGCGGUGUAAUUCGUGAAAUAUUAGUGGAAGAUGGCACUACAGUGAAGGCCGGUCAACCUUUGUUCAAGUUAGAAAAGGCUGAGGGCACACCAACUGCGGCGAAACCGGCAGCUGCAGCACCUCCACCACCAAAACCUGCCACCCCAACACCAGCUCCAGCUGCCGUAGCUCCACCACCAAAACCAGCUGCACCGGCCGCUAGACCACCACCACCACCUGCAGCAAGAGCUACUCCACCACCACCACCACCCAAGCCCUCAGCACCUGCGGGCCAAAUUCCAGUUGCUUCUGUGCCACCUGCACAAGCUGCUCCACAAAUAAAGGUGCCACCAGGUGAUUAUUCGCGCCAGAUUACCGGUACACGUACUGAACAGCGCGUGAAAAUGAAUCGAAUGCGCCUAAAGAUUGCUUCUCGUCUAAAAGAUGCACAAAACACAAACGCCAUGUUGACCACAUUCAAUGAAAUCGAUAUGAGUGCUGCCAUGGAAUUCCGUAAAUCUAACUUGGAUGCUUUCCAAAAGAAGUUUGGUAUCAAAAUUGGAUUUAUGUCUAUAUUCUCGAAAGCUGCUGCAUACGCAUUGCAGGAUCAACCUGUAGUUAAUGCUGUUAUUGACGGACAGGAAAUAGUUUAUCGCGAUUACGUGGAUAUCUCGGUGGCUGUAGCUACGCCCAAGGGUCUAGUAGUGCCCGUGAUAAGAAAUGUUGAAAGCAUGAAUUACGCGGAUAUUGAAAUUGCUUUGGCUGCACUUGGAGAAAAGGCAAAACGGAACGCUAUCGCCAUUGAAGAUAUGGAUGGUGGAACCUUUACCAUAAGUAAUGGCGGUGUGUUCGGUUCGUUGAUGGGUACACCAAUCAUCAAUCCUCCCCAAAGUGCUAUAUUGGGCAUGCAUGGCAUAUUUGAGCGACCAGUUGCAGUAAAGGGUCAAGUGGUUGUACGCCCAAUGAUGUAUGUAGCUCUUACUUACGACCAUCGACUGAUUGACGGACGUGAGGCUGUAAUGUUCUUGCGUAAAAUCAAGGCUGCCGUAGAGGAUCCUAGAAUAAUGCUGGCUGGAUUAUAAAUUCAAUCUUAAUGAUAAUAUUCGAAGAAAGUAGCAUUAAAGCUUUAAAAAUGGAAUAUGUCUAACAUAUAAAUAUUGAACGGAUUGAAAAUA